GCCGUUGCGACUUUUCCAUACUAAUCCUUAGCUCUUACUGAGGAGGGGUUGGCUGAUUCCGCACUAAAACGCCAGGUUUCCCGUCUCGGCUUGUCGCAGAUCUAUCAUGUAUCCGUCCCCAACUUCCGGGGAGAAUCCCGAAGACGACUCGCACUCAUCCAGGAAGCGCAUCGCGAGAGCAUGUGAUUCUUGCUACAAGAGAAAGAUCAAAUGCGACGCGGCUGUACCACAAUGUAAUUGGUGUAGCCACCACAAUAUCCCGUGUACCUUCACGAGAACAACCCAUAGAAGACGCAAGGAGAAGAUCCAUGCCAAUCCCCAGCAGAAAACUUCGCGUUUGGCGGAGCGCAUCGAUCGCAUAGAAAAGCUCCUGACCGAUAAUUUGCUGCGAGACUCCGUGCCUCGCGAGUCUCCAAAUAGCUCGAACACCGAAAGCCCAGGCUUCGAUCACCCGCCGAGUAUCACCCCCAUCGGCCCGUCUUCCGUCUCCUCGUCCGUGCCCCUUCACUUCGCCGGUCGAGAGCUGGGAGUCGUCAGUCUGAUCACGGGAAUUCCGUUCCUACUUCCUGAGGGCCAGCAAUGGAUCCAAUCGAGAACCGGACAGCACAUCGCCUUCGACAAGCUCAGUCCCGCCCGGCCACCAUGGGAAAAGCAGCGAGCGAUGAGCUCUAGUGCUCUGCUCAUGGAUCUCCACAAGGUGUUCGAGCUCCCAGAGCGGCACAUCGUCGAGAUCAAUUUCGAAGCGUACUGCGGCUCCCUGAUGAUGCGGAUCUUCCCCAUCAUCGACACGGCGUUGUUCCAGAAAACCAUCACUACUGCGUACCGUCAUCAGAAUACCCCCUCGCCUAUUGGCCAGGCCGCGACCAGGGCGUGUAUCUUUGCUUUCCUUGCCUUUACCUCUCUCACACGCAUUCCGGAAUUCGACUCAAUCCGCCAGCAGAUAUCCCCGGUGGACCCGGAAACUUUUGCCUUGAAGGCUCAGUAUCUCAUACCGCAGGUUCUGCAGGAGUCGGCGACGCUGGAAGGGUUACAGACGGUGGCGAUGCUGGCACUGUACGAACUCGUUUCUGGGAAUCUGCAAUCGGCCAACUAUUACGGGUCACUCUCUGCCCGCAUGAUCUUCAUGCUGGGCGCGCAUACAACCACUUCCCAACAGAGUGUACUCUACCAAGACUCGGUCACGGAUACGGACCCACGCGCACAACAUCAUCUUCGAAACAUCUUCUGGCUGUGCUACACGAUCGAGAAAGACGUGUCUCUGCGAACGGGCCAACCGCAGCUGUUCGUCCACGAUAACUGCGACCUAACUCUACCACCCGGCUACGUGGAAAAACUCUACACCAGCUUGGAAUACCACCACCACUCCCAAGAACUGCCCGAAAACCCCCUUUUCCCCGUCGAUCUCCGCCUCAGCAUCAUCAAGGCGCGAGCGUGCAGUGCGCUAUACUCGUUCAAGGCGCUCCAGAAGACGGACGCGGAGCUGCUGAAAGAGAUCCGCGAGCUGGACGACGAGCUCGAGAAGUGGAGGGUCUCGGUGCCGUCCGAGUGGAGACCGACCCUGUCAUUCUCGCACGAGACGCCGGAUCCCAACGUCAGCAUGCAUUCCGUGAUGCUCCGCUUGAACUACCAUCUUUGCAUGACCAUCAUCCACCAGGCCAGCAGUCGCUGCAAAUCGUGGGCCAAUGGACAGGGCGGCAUGAUGGAGGGGGUGAGCUCGAGCCUGGCCCUGUCGGUCGAAGCGAGUCGCUCCACGCUACUGUACCUCGAAGCGGCCGAACAUGUCCUGGUUGAUGGAAUUUUCUGGACCCUCAUUUUCUACCCCAUGUCGGCGUUCCUCGCCAUCUUCUGCAACAUCCUCCAGAACCCGAUCGACCCGCAAGCCACCAAAGACCUGGGUCUUUUGAGAACCGCGACCAGCAUGAUGGAACGGGUGUUCCUACGGCAAACGUGUUCCACGAACGAGGUUGUCCACAUCAAGCUCGUGGCCGAUUUCGUCACCGAGCUGUACAGACUGGCGAAGUGUGCCAUUGAGAAGGCAUGGCGCGAGCGUGCAGUUUGAAGCAGAGGUGCAAUUGGUUGGGAUGGAGACGAGAAGGGGGUUGUGAUUUCCGGUGUUAUGGGAUAGUUUAAUGAGAUAUGACGGGAUGGAUUCUUAGGCGCACGGCGUUGGAGUUUUUUUCAAAAAGGAUGAGGGGUCGUCUGCAUGGUCGAUUGGGGCGUCAGAUGUUUGACCAUUGAUUCCUUGGAGAUACCACCACCUUUAGAAGUGAAGAAAAGCUAUAUAGAAUAUUCAAUAACACUCAUCUUUCUUUUACG
Messenger RNA from Aspergillus campestris IBT 28561, 2316 nucleotides. RefSeq names its product putative C6 transcription factor. The record is from RefSeq and is a predicted model, not a curated record. NCBI's taxonomy places the organism in Eukaryota, Fungi, Ascomycota, Eurotiomycetes, Eurotiales, Aspergillaceae. Gene Ontology annotation, molecular function: zinc ion binding; DNA-binding transcription factor activity, RNA polymerase II-specific; DNA binding. Bases 107 to 2059 code for a protein of 650 amino acids. Gene Ontology annotation, biological process: DNA-templated transcription; regulation of DNA-templated transcription. The transcript has 6 exons.